GUGGGACUUUAACACGUGACAUAUGGAACCGUGGGCGGAGUUUAACAUCAAUCUCGAAUCGUGUUAAGCCCCUGUUGAAUCAUGGAACACCACCGUGUACUGCUUCCUCUUGCUGACUCAUCGCUCUCUCUGAUUCUCUUCCCAGUUCCUUUCUUCCUGGGCUGGUGCAAGAGUCGGAGCCGGUUUAAAAAAAAAAAACCCAAACAUAACAAAAACGUGCGUCUUCUUUUAUGGGUAUGAGAACAAGGAGAAUAAUGAAGGUCACAAUUGGUAACACGUAAAUACUGAAAGUACAAAAACAUAAGGCUUUGUUAUACAGAUAGAAGAAAGUGAGCAAAGACGACACAGCCGAGGACCAGUGUUUUCACAAGUGCACCUGCUCAAGAAAAAAAUAAAAACAAGAGUCCACCAUAUUGAGACUUCUCACGGCUCCCUUCUAGGACUGUGAAUGUGAAGAGUUGAUCGGUGAAAAGGAAUAAAGUAUCUGACAUGGCAGAUCGCAUAGAAUACCUGGUAGUUCAGAUCAAGGAAGAGAAUGGCGAAGGAGAGACCUCCUGCCUUAACCAUCAGGAACUCGGCCCUGAGCAAAGGGGCUUUGACAUGGCUACAAAUGUGGAAGACAAGGACUUUCAGAAGGGGCUUUUCCAUAUUAAAGAAGAAGAUGGUGGACAAGUGCCGAUCCCCUUUGAAAUUGCAGGCCACGGAAGUGCAGAUUCUACUCUGGCCCAUGAGGCUGCAGGGAGUGACGCCAUUGGGGAUCAGAGUCCAGAAAUAAAAAGGGAGAGGAGUGAUUUAGGGUCCCCUGAGAUGACAACAUGUGAGCCUCAGUGCCUUUCUGUCCAGCCCAAGCCUGAAGUGCUGGAUCUUGAACAUGAGGUGGUUAUGAAAAUAUCAAACAAAAAAGAAGAUGACGAACAACAGUCAUAUUUAAGGCUGCCUGAGAAGUAUUUUCAAGAAAAUGACAGUUUCCCUCUGCCUUCGUAUGCUGUAGGAUUCUCAGAUGGAGACCCUCUUCAGAGACAGGAAACUGCUACGGCAUGGAAGAAGCCACACUGGUGUUCUGAAUGUGGUAAAAAAUUCUCACAGAAAAGUAACCUUCUGGCACACUUGAAAAUCCACACAGGAGAGAAGCCACACUGCUGUUCUGAAUGUGGCAAGAGAUUUUCACAAAAAAACAAUCUUCAGUCCCACAUGAAGACUCACACAGGUGAGAAGCCUCACAGCUGUCCUGACUGUGGAAAACGAUUCUCGCUCAAAAACCAUCUUAUGUCACACAUGAACACUCACACUGGUGAAAAGCCACACUGCUGUUCUGAGUGUGGCAAACAAUUCACACGAAAAAGCAAUCUUCAGGCACACUUGAAAAUGCACACGGGAGAGACGCCUCACAGCUGUCCUGAAUGUGGCAAACAGUUCUCACAAAAAAACCAUCUUUUGUCGCACAUGAAUACUCAUACAGGUGAGAAGCCGUACAGCUGUUCAGAAUGUGGCAAACGAUUCUCACGUAAAAACAAUCUUCUAUCACAUGUGGCAAUUCACACAGGAGACAAGCCUCACGGCUGUUCUGAAUGUGACAAACAGUUCUCACAAAAAAAUCAUCUUUUGUCACAUGUGAAAACUCACACAGGGGAGAAGCCAUACGCCUGUACUGAGUGUGGCAAACAGCUUUCAUCCACGAAAAACCUUCAGAUGCACAUGAGAAUUCACACGGGAGAGAAACCGUAUAGCUGUUCUGAAUGUGGCAAAUUCUUUUCCCGCAAAGACCAUCUUCAUAGUCACAUGAAAAUUCAUACUGGACAGAAUGUUGCGAGACAGUUUUUCUGUACUCAAUGUGGCAAACAACUUUCUUCAAUGAAAAACCUACGGGUGCACAUGAGCCUUCACACAGGAGAGAAACCCUAUUCCUGUCCUGAAUGUGGCAAGCGAUUCUCACACAAAAUGAGUCUUUGGUAUCAUGUGCGAAAUCACAAUGGGGAGAAAACACAUUGCUGUUCUGAAUGCAAAAAGCCUUUCUCAUGCAGAAGUCAUCUUCUUAGGCACAUGAAAAAGCACACUGGGGAGAAGCCAUAUUCCUGCCCUAUAUGUGAGAAAUGGUUUUCAGAAAAGAGCUCUCUGAAGAAUCACAGGAGACUUCACACAGGGGAAAAGCCACAUUGCUGUCCUGAAUGUGGUGAACAAUUCUCACUGCUAAGCAGUCUUAAUAAACACAGGAAAAUUCACAGUUCUUCUGAGGUACAGGAAGAGACGACCAGGGAGACAAGUUAGGUGCUACGUCGAACCUGUGAUGCAAAUUAAAGAGGUGUCCAUUCUGUUCCUGUAGAUGGAGCCACUCUGACAUCAGUGCUGCUGGGUCCUGUCUCUAGCAUUAUAAGUCAGUCAGUGGCACUUGGUGGGUAUGGGGUACAAUGAGUGUAGAAAUGAAAAGUUGAUUCUUUUUCCUCCAAAAGUCUGAAUACAAUUGAGAGUCAGGUCAUCCAUAAAAUAACCACUACAUUGCAGAAAGGGGCAUUUUUUAAUCUUACAGCCAUAUUAUUUGGUACAUAUUAAAAUGAACUCAUCUUUUGGAAUGUUGCUGCUAUUUCAAUUGAUCAUUUUAGGCACAUUCUAUCCAAAGUAGAUAACUACUAUAUGUUAAUAUGUGAACUGUGCUCUUCUAAGAUAGAAUAAGACGACCUCACGUUGUAGUUACUGUAUGCUUGUUGGUGUGCAGCAUUUGUUGAAGAUGAUAAAAGUGUAACUCGGGUAGUGAGAAUCAAAAAGAACAGAAAAGACAAUUAGAAAAGAAACAAAAGGUCCUUGGCACUUUGCACACUUUCUCUGGUAGCAGGAGCACUGAGUACCAAAAUCAGUUGACAGAUGAUAAUUCCCAGGGUACCAUCCAUUUACCAGUACAUCCACCAAACUGGCUCAUCAUAGCAAAGUUGUGAGAACUGACCAUUUAUUCAGUCUAAGCUAGUAGGAAUAAUUCUAAUGUGAAUGAUUUUUUUUGACCCACACACUUUGGCCAUGGCCAGUCCCCUAAUA
Messenger RNA from Polypterus senegalus (gray bichir), 3024 nucleotides. RefSeq names its product gastrula zinc finger protein XlCGF57.1-like. The coding region runs from base 490 to 2265 and encodes 591 amino acids. Lineage: Eukaryota; Metazoa; Chordata; Cladistia; Polypteriformes; Polypteridae. The transcript has 4 exons. The record is from RefSeq and is a predicted model, not a curated record.